AUGUCUGAGAUUGAGGAAACAUUUCAGCGUAUUAGCCAGCGACCGAACGUGACGGGUAUAAUAGUUGUGAACAAUGAGGGUGUUCCCAUAAGAAGCACCAUUGAAGAUACUGUAACACAGAACCAGUAUGCGCAUCUGAUCACGGCAUUAGCUGCAAAAGCUCGUCAUUGUGUGAGGGACUUGGAUCCGACAAAUGAUCUUUCCUUUUUACGUAUAAGGAGCAAAAAGAAUGAAAUUAUGGUGGCCCCGGACAAGGAUUUUACGCUUAUUGUUAUUCAGCGAUUUUCGGAUAUGUAA
Molecule: messenger RNA, 297 nt
Organism: Trypanosoma cruzi
Lineage: Eukaryota; Euglenozoa; Kinetoplastea; Trypanosomatida; Trypanosomatidae
Product: dynein-associated protein, putative
Exons: 1
Coding region: 1-297 (98 amino acids)
Biological process (GO): microtubule-based movement
Cellular component (GO): cytoplasm; cytoplasmic dynein complex
Molecular function (GO): dynein intermediate chain binding
Source: RefSeq, a predicted model, not a curated record